AUGGCGGGAUCUCUGGCAAUUGUACGGAUCGAAGACGCACAGGACCUGGUGGCCGCCGUUAGCGACCAGUGGGAGAUUCAAUUUGCUCGCUUCUUCGGCUACCCUCCUCUCUCCUCCUCUUGUCCCGAUCGCUCUCCUCUCCUUUCCAAAGUCCGGAAACGUCGUCCCCACGGCACUUGGAUCUCCUCCUCUUCCUCCGCCUUCCUACGACUCGUCAACGAUCACUCCAAUUCCGAUGUCAUCCUCACCGUAUCUUUGAGAGGAAAGAUCCUUGAACAACACUACGUAUCGAAGCUGCACUUCUCCUGGCCUCACGUGUCAUGCGUCUCUGGAUUUCCUGCCAGGGGUACGAGAUCUGUUUUUGUGAGCUACGGGGAUCAAGAGAUCCAAAAGUUUGCUUUGCGAUUUUCAACGACAUGUGAAACAGAGAUAUUCAUAAAUGCUUUGAAGGAGAUCUUGAAUGAUGUCGGCGAUAUUGCACCUUUAAAUAAUGACCUUGGAUCUGAAAUCUUAUCACAAACUGAGUUGGUGUCUUCUAACCGACACUCCAAUAGAGCUUGUGAGGAAUUGAGUUUUAUGCCUCCCGAGCAAACUUAUACUCCACAAAUGUCACCAAGCUCAAACAAUGAAAUUGAGCAACACUCAUCUAACCAUGAAAAGGAUACUGCAUUUCGUCAUGAUUUUGAAGAAACUGUUGCAGCAUUACCGCCCAGCUUUACAUCAUUGCUGACCAACUGUUGCUCUGAAGUCAACCAGGCCCAAUCAACUGUUUGCAAGGAAGCUGAUCUCAAAUCCCAAAUUGUGAAAUACAUGGAGGAUUCUGCCUUCCAAGAUAUGUUGAUUACAGUGGAGAAAGUUAUCAGCGAAAUGGGAGGUGAUUUGACCCUGUAGGGCUUUGCAUGUGAUGUCUAGAGAAUAACGCGCCUUUCAUUGAACUCCCCAGCCAUGAGCUGGUGUUUGCCUCAAACAGGCUAAAGCUAAAUCCCCUGUUCAUUCUCUGACAGUUAGCCUUCUGUUUUCCUUUGUUGUU
Molecule: messenger RNA, 1030 nt
Organism: Juglans regia (Persian walnut)
Lineage: Eukaryota; Viridiplantae; Streptophyta; Magnoliopsida; Fagales; Juglandaceae
Product: protein POOR HOMOLOGOUS SYNAPSIS 1
Exons: 8
Coding region: 1-891 (296 amino acids)
Source: RefSeq, a predicted model, not a curated record